This is a messenger RNA of Coturnix japonica (Japanese quail), 3246 nucleotides long. RefSeq names its product TBC1 domain family member 15 (gene TBC1D15). The record is from RefSeq and is a predicted model, not a curated record. Gene Ontology annotation, biological process: activation of GTPase activity. Lineage: Eukaryota; Metazoa; Chordata; Aves; Galliformes; Phasianidae. Gene Ontology annotation, molecular function: GTPase activator activity.
CCCCCUUUUGCGCAUGCACCGCCCGCCUUGGGGCCGCCGGGUGUUGUUGUGGGUCAGCGUGGAAGCACGUGAAGAGCGCAACGUCAUCAUAAACACUCCGACAACAUGGCGGCGCCUCCGAGCGGCAAGGUUUUAUAUGAGCAAGAUGGAGUGUUCAUUCAUCCGUCCUGUGGAAAAAAUGAUGAUCAGGAUAACUACAUAUCAGGAGUACUACGUGUUAUAGAGAAGGAAAAUGAAGUUAUAGUAGACUGGAGGCCACAGGAUGAUACUUUGGAUACUUCUAAUAUCCUCUGUGCAGGAAAGGAUUCCAGUUCUGUGGUAGAGUGGACUCCAGCUCCCAAAGAAAAGUCCUCCCGAGGAGCAGACCGUCCAAACAAUUAUGAAGCAGAAUGGGACAUGGUCACCACUGUCUCUUUUAAAAAGAAGCCCCAUUCAAAUGGAGGUGCUACAAAUCACACAAAUGGAGAAAGCACGUGGUCGUUCCUGUUCAGUUUGACAGAUCUGAAAUCAAUCAAGCAAAACAAAGAAGGAAUGGGAUGGUCUUAUUUGGUCUUCUGUCUGAAGGAUGACGUGAAGCUUCCAGCUCUACACUUUCAUCAUGGAGACAGCAAGCUUUUUAUUAAAUGCCUUGAAAAUCAUGUGGUGCUGAGAGAAUCUCCACAAGAUAAACUCAUUCUUCUUGUGAACUCUCAGAACAAGUCUCUGUCUCAAUCAUUUGAAAAUCUCCUAGAUGAACCAUCAUAUGGCUUACUGCAGAAAUGGAAGAAAGAUCCAUACACGGUAACAAUGGGAAGGUUUUCCAAAGUCACAAACUAUAUUUUUGAUAGCUUCCGAUUAAGUGACCCUUCAACUCAAAGGCGACCACCCUCAGAAAUGGCAGACUUCCUCAAUGAUGCUAUUCCAGGGUUGAAGAUAAAUCAGCAGGAGGAACCAGGAUUUGAAGUCAUUACACGACUCGAUCUAGGAGAACAGCCUGAAGUUAGUAGAAGAGAACCUGUGUCAGUUGAAGAAUGGGCUAAAAAUAUGGAUUCUGAAGGAAGAAUUUUGAAUGUAGACUACAUAAAGCAGUCAAUAUUCAAAGGGGGGCUUUGCCAUACUCUUAGAAAAGAGGCGUGGAAAUUUCUUUUGGGAUAUUUUCCUUGGAACAGCACUAAAGAAGAGAGAGCAAACUUGCAAAAGAGGAAAACGGAUGAAUAUUUCAGGAUGAAACUGCAGUGGAAGUCUGUCAGUGAGGAGCAGGAAAAACGAAAUUCAAGAUUAAGGGACUACAGGAGUCUCAUAGAGAAAGAUGUAAACAGAACAGAUAGAACAAAUAAGUUCUAUGAAGGUGAAGAUAAUCCAGGAUUGAUUUUACUCCAUGAUAUUCUGAUGACCUAUUGCAUGUAUGACUUCGACUUAGGUUAUGUCCAAGGAAUGAGUGACUUGCUUUCACCUGUCUUGUAUGUUAUGGAGAAUGAAGUAGAUGCCUUUUGGUGCUUUGUGUCAUAUAUGGAUCAAAUGCAUCAGAAUUUUGAAGAACAGAUGCAGGGUAUGAAGACACAACUAAUUCAGCUGAGUACUUUGCUUCGUUUACUAGACAGUGGAUUUUGCAGUUACUUAGAAUCUCAAGACUCAGGCUACCUUUAUUUUUGCUUCCGAUGGCUUCUCAUCAGAUUUAAAAGGGAAUUUAGCUUUCAAGAUAUUCUUCGACUCUGGGAGGUCAUGUGGACAGGAUUGCCGUGCCAGAAUUUUCACCUUCUCCUCUGUUGCGCUAUCUUAGAAUCUGAAAAACAGCAAAUCAUGGAAAAGCAGUAUGGCUUUAAUGAAAUAUUAAAGCAUAUCAAUGAACUGUCCAUGAAAAUUGAUGUGGAAUAUAUACUCUGCAAAGCAGAAGCAAUUUCUAUGCAGAUGAUGGAUUGCAAGGAAUUGCCUCAAGCAGUCAGUGAGAUCCUGGGGAUAGAAAGCAGUUCUGUAACACCAGAUUCAGAUGCUGGUGAGGAUGAAAGCGGAACUGUGCUGAGCUGUCCUACAUCAUUGUAUCAGAGUAUCUCAACACCUGUAAUUGCUGCCAAUGGAACAAGAGACAGCACUCAGCAGAUGUCUGAGAUGCAGAGCUUGGCACCUGCGUAAUUGCAGCUGAUUAAGUUGAAGAAAGACUAUACUGAGCACGUUGUCUCCGAGCACUUGAGAGAUGGAUAUUUAAAUUUGGUGUCGAUUAAGCUUUAAGGUUGGAAAGAAAAUCUGUACUGUAAUGCUCUUGCAUUAAAGCUUUACAACAUGACUCAACUUAACUAUUUUUGUAGUUUCUUCUACCAAAAUAGCCUUUUGUUUUCAAUAACAUUCCUUAAUAUUUUUGUAGCCAAGUGCAUUUUCUUUUUUCUGGUGAACUGGAAACGGAUGGUGAGCAAAGAGGAAUUGGGAAAUGAUGCUGAGCUUUCGCACGCAUUGAUCUGAGACGGUGCGAGCUCUUUGAUUGGAGCAGAUCCGCAGUUGUGCAGCUGAAACUGCGGUACAAAAUUGACACGCUGAAGAGAUGCCGAUAUGUUAAAGAGAAUUUUGUAAAUGAAUGGGUUUUCCCUAUUUCAAAUGUUUACAAAAAUACUUCUAAGUAUUUGUUGCUGGUUGAAUGUAGAUUUGAAAUGGACAUUUUUACUUAGGCAGUUUAAUGUCCAAAUACUGAAUUUUGUGUAACUGGGAGUGGAUGAACGGUAUAUUUUUGCAUUAACAUAUCUUCACUUUAUAUAUGCAUAUAUAUAUAUAUAUUUACACACAUACACUAUAUACACAGAUGUUUGUGAAUACUAGAAGAGUAGUCAUAUUUUCAAUAUCUGAAUAAACCCGACUGUUCAUUCAUAUGAAUUGGUCUGACCAAAUUAAUGCGCAGCUCCAACUCGGGCUCUUUUUCAGAACUCUUUUCUAACUGAAGGUAACUCCUGUGAAUACAUUCAGUCUUACAUUUGAGGUAAUUUUGCGAUGGUUUCUUGCAGACUUUACUAAUGUUUUAUCUUUGCUAAUAUAUUAACUGAUCAAUUAACUACUUACACUGUUUUUAUGCCAAGAUUAUUUGGAGAAUUAAUAAACAGGUUAUUAAAAAGUAAACACAAUUAACAUUAAUGCUUUUCUUUUUUGUAUAUGCAAAAGGCAUUGUGAGUUUAUUUCAGGCCGUGCUGAUGUCUUUGACGUUAUGUGAAAUUUAACAUAACUGAUACAGUGUAUUCAUUUAUUUGGUAACUACUGUACAUAUUAUAAAAUAAAAAUCAAAGCUAA